Lachancea fermentati is the source of this 1842-nucleotide messenger RNA. The record is from the annotation of a GenBank genome assembly. Lineage: Eukaryota; Fungi; Ascomycota; Saccharomycetes; Saccharomycetales; Saccharomycetaceae.
AUGCAGAAAUAUGGAAAUGUUUCUGAAGGUCCCGGCAAAAGGACGUCGAUGUCCAGACGAUCGCCAUCGAUUUUGGUAACGGAUGCUCGUUCGUCACGCAAGAGAUUAAAUGCGCCAUUUGCUGGGCAUGCAGCGGGCUUACAGAAUGCUAACCCCGCUAGAAAUGGGCCUAACAGGGAAAGCUCCCCUACACCAAUGGGAUCAAAUUCUCUUCGGAGGGGAAGCUCAACAGACUUGUUGUCUCAGCGCAAAUUGAAGAAUAAGCUGCGACAACAGGGUAAAUUCAGCGAUAUUUCAAUAGAUAACAUACUAUCAGACCUUUCUGAUGUACCUUCAGGAAGAAGAGAGGAGCGAAUGUCUACCUCUUCUAAUGACCAUCAUUUUCGAAAUAGUGCACGCACAGCAAGAUACACCAAGAUGAUUAAUCCCUUACCUCCGAGGACCUCGAAGACUUCGCAAAAACUAGUUCUAAUCCCUGAGGACGCCGAUAGAAGAUCUUCCCAUCGCGAACCAAGAAAACUGCCUAGAUCUUCAAGUAAGCCGGAAGGAGUGCCAUUUGGAAAAAACGAUAAAGAACUUUCUCGUAUUACCGCCUAUAACGUCGCAGAAGGCUUCAAUUUGAAGCUAGCAUCAAAUUUUUUGAAAAAUAUGCACGAUGUGUCACCUCGACUUUACGAUGAAUGUCUUUAUGUACCUUAUUGUCUUCCAUUACUUCCAGGAAAAGAGGGAUUCAGAAUAAAAUCCAAUGCCUCCAAAAAGAUGAUUGGCGGUAAGACGUUGAUGGACCGGCUAAUCGAUACAAGUGAACAAAGGGAUCAUCAUUAUGAGUACUACUCGGGUGUUGAAACUGUUGAAGAUAUCAAUAAUAACUUCGAAUUAAAUGAAUCGAACUCGAAUGAUGAUAGGAAUGACAUUGUACCUGUGCCAGAUCACUUGCCAAACUUGAAUAGCACAACAACGUCAUUCGAUCCUAGUGAGCCACAAUACUUUGCGGAAGAGACACCUCGAGAACAAGAACUACGCGAACAAGAAGAGCGACUUCAGUCUACUACAGAAGGUGAUCACUCAAGAGGUAGCAUUUCUCAAGUCAUUGACGCUAGUGAAACGAGCAAAAAGCAGCAUGCGGAAAUAUUCAUAUUUAGCUAUGGCGUCGUUGUAUUUUGGAAUUUUACAGAAGUGCAAGAAAAGAAUAUACUGGGAGAUAUUGCUUUCGCAGACUACGAUAACUUAGUUAUCAGGCCUUUGGAUGAACAAGAUAUAGAAACUGAACAAUUCCAUUUUGAAUAUGAUAUGGAUACCGAGAGGCCAAGUAUUUUUAACGAUAUUGUUACUUUGAGAUCAGGCGAUCACAUCACAAAACUUACCCUUUCUCAUUCUAUCGCACAAUCAACAAAAUUAUCAAGAUUUGAGUCAAGAAUAUCACCAAUUCUAAGUGCAGUUUCGAAGCUGCCGAAAAGGCUUGCGCUCUACGGUACCUUGGGUCUUAAGAGAGAACAACUUCUUAAAAAAUCAGGAAAAUUGUUCAAGCUUAGGGUCGACGUUAACCUCUCCUCUAGCGUGUUAGAUACUCCCGAAUUUUUUUGGUCAUUUGAACCAAGUCUACAUCCUUUGUAUUUGGCAAUGCGAGAAUACCUGGAGAUUGACCAAAGGGUGCAAGUUUUGAAUGAUCGCUGCAAGGUUUUUCUGGAAUUCUUUGAUAUAUGUGUUGAUUCGGUAGCAGAGAGAAAUAUGGCCAGAAUCACAUGGUGGUUCAUUGCAGUAAUAUUUGUUAGUGUUCUAGUUUCAAUUGCAGAGAUAUUAGUUCGGUCGUUCAUCAUUCGUAAAUUGAAACAACACCCUUAA